Megalops cyprinoides (Indo-Pacific tarpon) is the source of this 1302-nucleotide messenger RNA. Its product is annotated as homeobox protein SIX4-like. Gene Ontology annotation, molecular function: RNA polymerase II cis-regulatory region sequence-specific DNA binding; DNA-binding transcription factor activity, RNA polymerase II-specific. The transcript is spliced from 2 exons. Gene Ontology annotation, biological process: regulation of transcription by RNA polymerase II. The record is from RefSeq and is a predicted model, not a curated record. Bases 13 to 1302 code for a protein of 429 amino acids. Gene Ontology annotation, cellular component: nucleus; transcription regulator complex. Lineage: Eukaryota; Metazoa; Chordata; Actinopteri; Elopiformes; Megalopidae.
GCAAAAACAAAAAUGUCCUGUCCCUGUGCAAAUGAUAUAAAGACGGAAAAUGCUCGCGCAGAGAAGCAAGGCAGCGCCAUGCUGCUGGAGCCGAACUCUUCUGAGUGUUCCGUGGCGGCUUUGACAUCAGCCUCACCUUCAGAUGCGGUCAGAGCGGAACUUCUACACCGCAGCUCCCCGCUGGCCUUUUCCCCCGAGCAGGUGUCUUGUGUGUGUGAGGCUCUUCAGCAGGGCGGCAACGUGGAAGGCUUGGCCAGAUUUCUGUGUUCCUUGCCACAAAGCGACUCGCUGCGGGACAACGAAAGCUUCCGAAAAGCACAGGCAAUUGUAGCUUUCCACCAGGCUCGGUACCAGGAGCUGUACUAUAUUCUAGAGACUCAUAGCUUCAGCCCGUCCAAUCACUCUUCCCUGCAGGAUAUAUGGUACAAGGCACGGUAUACGGAGGCGGAGAGGGCUCGAGGGAGACCCCUCGGUGCCGUGGAUAAAUAUCGCCUCCGCAGAAAAUACCCUCUUCCCCGAACUAUUUGGGAUGGAGAAGAAACUGUGUACUGCUUUAAAGAGAAGUCGCGGGAUGCGCUGAAGGCGUCGUACAGGCGCAACAAGUACCCUUCUCCUGGGGAGAAGAGAAAUCUCGCCAGAAUCACGGGACUGUCGUUAACUCAGGUCAGCAACUGGUUUAAAAACAAGAGACAGAGGGAUAAAAACACACCAGAAGCCAAGUCAAAGAGUGAAUCAGAUGGAAGUGCCAGCUCAGAGGAAGAAUGCAGUAAAGGCUUGCGGCCCCUCUCCAUUUGCUCAAACAGGGUAGGGGCCCAAGGAACUGUCCCCCUGGGAGACCGCCCACACAGCGGUCCACUCCUCCAGCAGCCCGGGGCCAUCAGGAGUUUCUGCUGCCCAGAGGGAGGGGCUGUCCUUAGUGGCAGUGUCAGUGUCCAACCUCACGGCAGCACCCUCCACAGUGGGCACCCUCUGGGAGCCCAGCACCUUCCAUUCAGCCCUCUGCACUUGUCUUCUUGGGGAACAGAGGGUGGCUCCAAUGACAGUGCAACACAGCACCCUGGCCCAGCCUCGAACCUUCCUGCAGCCGCACCCCAGCCCACAUUCCCCCUCCAAAUGGUGAAGCUGGAGGGUGCUCAGGAUCGUGUGUCCUGGGAGAGGGUACACCCAAAAAUCAACUUCACAGCCGCCUCUGGACCCCUGCCACUGGGUGGCUACAGCUCAGCCUAUGCCUCCUCCACACUCAUGCAGCUGUCUCCCACUUCCACAGCACCCUCUCAUGGUAUGGUGGCAACACUGCCCUGA